GAUCGGCAGGAAGCGUUUGGCAGUGGACCGCAAAUAAGAUGACAUCUCAAAGUGGAGACUCAACAGCAUCCUCUGCAGUGGCUUCGUCUGUUACUGCUAUUGCAGGCUCCACUGCCGGAGCUCUUUCGAAAGCUUGGUCAUGGACAUCAGGAACGGCAGGUAGCGUUUCGGAGUGGACCGCAAACAAGAUAUCAUCUCAAAGUGGAGACUCAACAGUAUCUUCUGCAGUCGCUUCGUCUGUUGGCCCACUUUUAAAGGCUUGGCAAUGGACUAUGGGCAAGGUUUCUUCACAAACUGGUGAUUCUACAUUAUCUACCACGACCUCCUCUAGUAAUGUACUGUCUAGUAUAUGGAAGUGGGCAUCAGGUCAGGGUUGAAUAAUUUGAAAGAGCCUUGCAAUAAAUCUUGAGCUAAA
This is a messenger RNA of Drosophila navojoa, 415 nucleotides long. RefSeq lists its product as uncharacterized. NCBI's taxonomy places the organism in Eukaryota, Metazoa, Arthropoda, Insecta, Diptera, Drosophilidae. The record is from RefSeq and is a predicted model, not a curated record.